Papaver somniferum (opium poppy) is the source of this 732-nucleotide messenger RNA. RefSeq lists its product as uncharacterized. NCBI's taxonomy places the organism in Eukaryota, Viridiplantae, Streptophyta, Magnoliopsida, Ranunculales, Papaveraceae. The record is from RefSeq and is a predicted model, not a curated record. The transcript has a single exon. Bases 1 to 732 code for a protein of 243 amino acids.
AUGGGUAUUCUCCAAGCCAUUGAUGCCAAGAUCUCUAUCUGGCUUCACAAGCUCUUAUCCCAAGCUGCUAGGACUACUAUGAUCAAGCACAUUGGUCAAGCUAUCCCUUUUUUUAAAAUGGGAGCCUUUCUUAUCCCUAAACACCUUUGUAGACAGAUGGACUCUCACCUCUGUAAAUUCUGGUGGGGUGAAACUUUAGACCCCAAUGAUAGAAAGUUGCACCUUCUAGGCUGGGACAUUUUAUGUUCCCCUAAAGCUGAAGGAGGUUUGGGGUUCAGGAAGGCUAAGUUAAACAACCUAGCAAUGCUUUCUAGGAAUGCCUGGAGAAUCCUGGAAAAUCCUAACUGUCUUCUGGCCACUGUUCUUAAGACCAAAUAUUUUCCCAAAACUGAUUUUUUGAAUGCUAAGUGUACUGCUAAAUGUUCUUGGACUUGGAAGUGCCUGCAUGCUAUUAAGGAGCUUAUAAAACCUUUUAUUUCUUGGAUUGUUGGGGAUGGUCAAUUUAUUGACCCAUGGUGUGAUAAAUGGAUUCCCUCUCAGGGUUAUGCCACACCCAACCCUCUUGUUCCUCCUGAUCCUAGUAUUAAAGUUGCUUAUUUCAUUGAUUCCCAAUCCAGAAGUUGGGAUGUGUCUAGACUAAAUACCCAUUUUGAUAAUGCUUCUGUUCAUAAGAUUAUCUCCAUUCCCUUAAGCCAACUUUGCACUCCUGAUGGAGGGCUUGGGAUAUUUUAA